AUGGCGCAAUCCCAAUUAACCAACACCGAAAAAAUUUCGGAAAAUACGCCAAUCGUCCAACUACUUACAGCUACUAUGGACGAUUUAAAACUUAAUUCCCAAUCAAAAGUUGAACUGCUUCCGAUCCUUCCGGUGCUUGGGAGCGAUAGGUCGGCGGGAGUAGAUUUAAUCAGUCCGUAUGAAUACAUACUACCCCCCCGAGGGACAGGAUUACUGGACACGCUGCUUGAGAUGCAGAUCCCCCUGCACCAUUAUGGUCGUAUAGCUGACAAGUCUUCAAUGGCGUUAAGGGGGAUAAUCAUUGGUGCUGGAGUGGUCGAGCCAGACUACACAGGGAGCAUUAAAGUUGUGCUCCAUAACUUGAGGGAUGUACCCGUCGUUGUCGAGAGGGGGGAGAAAAUUGCACAACUCAUUUUUGAGAAGUGCUCUUUACCCAAAGAGAUGGCCUGGGUGGAUGACAUGGGGGAGAUAAUUUAG
Messenger RNA from Folsomia candida, 477 nucleotides. Its product is annotated as deoxyuridine 5'-triphosphate nucleotidohydrolase-like. The transcript has 3 exons. Bases 1 to 477 code for a protein of 158 amino acids. Gene Ontology annotation, biological process: dUTP catabolic process; dUMP biosynthetic process. Lineage: Eukaryota; Metazoa; Arthropoda; Collembola; Entomobryomorpha; Isotomidae. Gene Ontology annotation, molecular function: magnesium ion binding; dUTP diphosphatase activity. The record is from RefSeq and is a predicted model, not a curated record.